AUGUCGUCGUCGGCGUUCGGCGACUUCGGCCCGCUUACCGAGCGCCGCAAGGCCGAGAAGGCGCGGCAGCAGCGCAGGCGCAUCAUGAUCGCCGUCGGGACCGUGUCCAUCAUCAUCUUACUCAUCGUCAUGGGCGCCGCCGCCAUCACGUACAGCGGCAAGUCGUCCAGCGAGGGCAAGAAGUUCUCCGGCUCCAAGGGCUCGUCGCCGUCCAAAGGCAAUUCCGGCGGCGGCGGGUCUAGCUCCAGUAGUUCGAGCUCGGAUUCGGAGUCGGAGGCGUCGUCGGAGUCGAAGCCGGCGGACCUCAAGGCCGUGUCCAAGAGCAUCAAGGCCAUGUGCUCGCAGACGGACUACACGGACGCGUGCGAGACGAGCAUCGGCAAGGCCGCGAACGCGAGCGCGACGUCGCCCACGGACAUCGUCCGGACUGCCGUGGAGGUGAUCGGCGACGCGAUCAAGCAGGCGUUCGACCGCGCGGACCUCAUCCUGAGCAACGACCCGCGCGUGAAGGCCGCCGUCGCCGACUGCAAGGAGAUCUUCAGCGACGCCAAGGAUGACCUCAACCGCACGGUCAAGGGCGUGGACGCCAAGGACGGCAUCUCCAAGCAGGGCUACCAGCUGCGCAUCUGGCUCAGCGCGGUGAUCGCGCACAUGGAGACGUGCAUCGACGGCUUCCCCGACGACGACUUCAAGGUGAAGGUGAAGGACUCGUUUACCAACGGCAAGGAGCUGACCAGCAACGCCCUGGCGCUCAUCGAGAAGGGCUCGUCGCUGAUCUCCGCGCUCAAGGGCUCGAAACGGCUGUUGCUCGGCAAGGAGGAAAGCGCGGCGUCGUCGUCGUCCAAGGCCGAUGAGCCGGCGCUCGACAAGGACGGCAUCCCCGAGUGGGUGCCCGACGGCGAGCGGAGGGUGCUCAAGGGCGGCGGCUUCAAGAACACGCUGACGCCGAACGUGGUGGUGGCCAAGGACGGCAGCGGCAAGUACAAGACCAUCAACGAGGCGCUCAACGCCAUGCCCAAGUCCAACGACGGAAGAUACGUGAUCCAAGUGAAGGAGGGUGUGUACGAGGAGUACGUGACCAUCACCAAGACUAUGGUGAACGUGACCCUGCUAGGCGAGGGCUCCAAGAAGUCCAUCGUCACCGGCAAGAAGAACUUCGUCGACGGGCUAACCACCUUCAAGACAGCAACCUUCACCGCCCAGGGCGACGGGUUCAUGGCGAUCGGGAUGGGGUUCCAGAACACGGCCGGGCCGGAGAAGCACCAAGCGGUGGCGCUGCUGGUGCAGUCGGACAAGUCCAUCUUCCUCAACUGCCGCAUGGACGCGUUCCAGGACACGCUGUACGCGCACUCCAAGGCGCAGUUCUACCGCAACUGCGUCAUCUCGGGCACCAUCGACUUCAUCUUCGGCGACGCGGCGGCCGUGUUCCAGAACUGCAUCCUCGUCCUGCGCCGCCCCAUGGACAACCAGCAGAACAUAGCCACCGCGCAGGGCCGCGCCGACGCGCGCGAGGCCACCGGCUUCGUGCUCCAGAAGUGCGAGUUCCAGGCCGAGACCGCGCUCCGGGACGCCGGCCGGCCGCCCAUCCGCAACUACCUCGGCCGGCCGUGGCGCGAGUGCUCGCGCACGCUCAUCAUGGAGUCGGAGAUCCCGGACUUCAUCGACAAGGCCGGCUACAUGCCGUGGAACGGCGACUUCGGGCUCAAGACGCUCUGGUACGCCGAGUACGGCAACACCGGGCCCGGCGCCAGCACGGCGGGCCGCGUCAACUGGGCCGGAUACAAGAAGGUGAUCAGCAAGGCGGACGCGACCAAGUUCACCGUCGAGAACUUCCUGCACGCCCAGCCAUGGAUCGACCCCACGGGAACGCCGGUCAAGUACGACCUGUUCACAUGAGGGCGCCCGGGGAUCGCGGGCGGUAGGGGAUCGGAUCGGAGGAGGCCGGCCGUGCUUAAUUCUCAUCGGCAAAGGGUGGGUCGAUCGAUCACUGUACACGAGUGGAGAUGCUGCGAUGCCUGCCGCAUGUACGUCCAGUCUGAAUUCCCGUUGGUAUACUGGCUGCUCUAUGUGUUUUGUACAUGUACAUGAAGUUUCUUUUUUUUUUCGUGCCACGGUUACGUCUCAGUAUAGCAGAUUUGGAAA
Messenger RNA from Panicum hallii, 2142 nucleotides. Its product is annotated as pectinesterase-like. Gene Ontology annotation, biological process: cell wall modification. The record is from RefSeq and is a predicted model, not a curated record. The transcript has 3 exons. The coding region runs from base 1 to 1896 and encodes 631 amino acids. Gene Ontology annotation, molecular function: pectinesterase inhibitor activity; pectinesterase activity. Lineage: Eukaryota; Viridiplantae; Streptophyta; Magnoliopsida; Poales; Poaceae.